UCUAAAAUAUGAAUCUGCGCGAUGGUGAAAUAUAUAUUUCGUUGGAUUGGGAAAAGAAACGACAAUGGAGGGAAGCUCAAGCAUGGUGAGCAACCAGCAUGACAAGGCAAAGAAAGGGUUGGAAGGCAGUGCCUUAGAUUUACCCAUCAACCGUUAUGCCAAUUUGAAAAGCGCUACAAGCGAUGACGACUUCACCAAUGUUCUCGCACUCAUCAAAUCCUCCAAAACCCCCGCUGUUAUCAAUUAUGGCGCUUCUUGGUGCCGCGUCUGUAGCCAGAUUCUCCCAGCAUUCUGCAGACUCAGCAAUAAUUUUCCAAAGCUUACCUUUGUGUACGCAGACAUUGAUGAAUGCCCGGAAACAACUCAACACAUUCGCUACACGCCAACCUUCCAAUUUUACCGGAAUGGUGAAAAGGUAGAUGAGAUGUAUGGCACUGGAGAAGAGAGGCUCCAUGAUCGCCUGUGGUUGCACUCUUAACUACUCCGCGUGAGAGAAACAUCAUGUUUGCAAUUUCUCUAUCUAUGUAAGUAGCACUAUCAUCAAUUUUGUGAAUCGUAGAACAAAACCUAGUUAUUCUGUGU
This is a messenger RNA of Vigna umbellata (rice bean), 582 nucleotides long. Its product is annotated as Thioredoxin superfamily protein. Lineage: Eukaryota; Viridiplantae; Streptophyta; Magnoliopsida; Fabales; Fabaceae. The record is from RefSeq and is a predicted model, not a curated record.